Molecule: messenger RNA, 1045 nt
Organism: Gigantopelta aegis
Lineage: Eukaryota; Metazoa; Mollusca; Gastropoda; Neomphalida; Peltospiridae
Product: SH3 domain-containing protein Dlish-like
Exons: 3
Coding region: 1-1002 (333 amino acids)
Biological process (GO): superoxide anion generation
Molecular function (GO): protein binding; superoxide-generating NADPH oxidase activator activity
Source: RefSeq, a predicted model, not a curated record
AUGGCGUUUCUGUGUCCAAGUCGCCUGGGGAAGGAGAAAAGAAAAAAGAAAGAUCGCUCCACUCUCCUGCUCGGCCGGAUCACUGGAAGUGCCAGCAUAGACACACUGGUUCGAGUGGGUCUCGAGAAACAGCACGGACUAAGUCCAGAGUCGAGGAUGGUUGUCCUGCAGGACUUCCGGGCAUGCGCAGAACGCGAGAUCGACGUCGACCAGGGCCUGGAGGUCUACGUUCUGUACGAGGACAACGAAUGGUCCUACGUCAUCACGGAGGAUGCGAGGGAAGGUUACGUCCCCAAUUCGUACCUCUCGCCGUGGAAGAACUUUCACAAGAGACCCCUUACUCCUCCCUCACAGUACGACCCGGCCUCAGAUUUAAGUGACCCUGACCUUGACUCGAGUCAUCAACCAGAGACAGUGCAGCGCUUCACGCCAAAGUCUUCAGAUCAGACAUUUGACGUGAGGCAGUUUAAGAAACACCCAUAUGGCCGCUAUGUUGUCGUGUUCGAUUUUGAAGCAGCAGACGAAAACGACGUCACGGUAGAGAGCAGGGAAGUUGUUACUGUACUCAAUAUGGAAGACCCGGACUGGUACUGGGUGACUAGAGGAAAUGGCGAAGAAGGAUUCGUUCCAAGGUCAUUCAUGUGCCCAUUUCCCAGUGAUUUGAAUUUAAACACAAUAGGAGUGGAUGCAAUAGGAGCACCAGCACCCGAAUACACCGAGUCUGAAGCUUCCAGGAGACGGAGAGACGUGAACACGAACACUCUGGUUGAAUUUACCGUUACACAAGACUACAAGGCCCAAUCAAAAGCUGACCUGAAUGUUGUCGUCGGCGACGAGGUGUUCGCCGAUCUGACCAAUCAAGAAGGGGAUGAAUGGCUUUGGGUUUACUCAUCCAAGUCAAACAAGUGUGGAUAUAUUCCUCGAGUGAAUGCUCGCCCCGCUAAAGGCAGAUUGCCGGUACAUCACAGAGCUUUAACAAAUCCUAACGUUGCCGUUGUCUGAAUGCACAAGAACCAAGAAAAUGUUUUUAAAAUGUUUAAAUAGG